AUGUCCCCUCUUUUAGCCUUGGACUUACCCAGGAUUUUGGGAACGGAUCUUGGUGAUUCUCGUGUGCCUGUUGCUGCAGAUCAGCCUUGUGGUGGGUCUGACACUGUGCCGGAAGUUAAUAAUGUCAUUAUUGCUGAGUAUGUGAGUGGAGUAGGUCUUGAAGGUACUGGAGUGGGAAAUGGGGAUUGUGCGUGCAUUGAUUCCGAGAUGCCUAUUGUUGGGGAGGUGGAUGGGUGUUCGCGUCAUCCAACAAUGGUAGAUGCUGUUCAUGAUGGUUCUUUUGUAACACCUAUAGAGGGUGUGAGUCGUGUCGAUGGUACGCCUCUUUAUGUUGCUUCACUAAAGGCUAAUAGGCCCGAGCGCCCUACUCCUGAUUCGAUUCGCUAUGUGGGCAUCGGACCUAGUGUGCCAUUGCCAUCUUCUGGUUUCCUAGAUGAUGUCCAGUUAUCUAAGUGGGUUUUAGAAUGUGACGCUGUUGAUAAGAAUGAAGAAUUAUUUUCGUAUAAUGGGUGUAUCGCACGGCGCGAUGAUUUAUGUUCAUUAGCACCGGGUGAACUAGUGACGGUUGGUGUGAUUGAAGCGUGGUCCUGUAUUUUAAAUAGCCGAGAACACUCUAAGCCUCCAGAUGCCCCAUCUAGAGUAUUUGCGUCUCCAUUCACCGCUAUUGAUCAUGCUCAGUUAACGUCCGAAUCACCAGAUAAACAACUAGUUGGACGGUUUUCCAAGGCUUUGGAAGCUGAUCUCGCACUUUCCCCAUAUACACACUGGAAAGAUGUUCGUCUGCUCUUUUUCCCCAUGCUUCACAGUAGCCAUUUCUAUCUCCUGUUUGUGGAUUUUGUCUCCUGGCGGUUAGAGAUAAUCGAUAACUGCACAAAAUGCCCAAACACGUCAAUCAAGUAUGGUCUGAUACCGGAUAAUUUGCUACUGUUGCUGUCUCGUAUUUCCUCUCGCUUACUCAAGUUGCAAACUCUGAGUGGUGCCUUCAUUUUGUAUCAAAGAGGAUGGAUAUGAAAUGGCGUGACGCUAACAACACGAUUGACUGUGGAGUUAACCUUAUGCGCCACAUGGAGAGUUACGUUGGACAGUGCGUAACUGACUGGGAUUGUGGUCUCGUUAAGGGUGACCAAGCUGCAUUGGAUCGCUUCCGCAUGAAGUACAUUCGUGAGAUAUGCACGGCAAAUAUCAAUUCUCACCGCACCAGCAAUGUUGCACGUGCCAUUCAGUUUCUUUCAUCUUUGGGGAUACCCGGGUGAAUUGACUUAAUUUGGUGUUUGUUGUUAAUUAGUUGAUAUAUUCGUUUUUUUAGACAAGCCAUUUUGGACUUCAUCUCGUAUACUAUAACGAUGUUUGUCCCCAAAGUGCGCUUCACGAUAUUACUGUUUUGCUUCAAAUAGUUCCCUAAGACAAUGUUUACUAUUGAUCUAUGUUUGCCAUUUAGUUACGUCUUCUUUGCCACAA
Ipomoea triloba (trilobed morning glory) is the source of this 1458-nucleotide messenger RNA. RefSeq lists its product as uncharacterized. The coding region runs from base 1 to 1011 and encodes 336 amino acids. The transcript has 9 exons. NCBI's taxonomy places the organism in Eukaryota, Viridiplantae, Streptophyta, Magnoliopsida, Solanales, Convolvulaceae. The record is from RefSeq and is a predicted model, not a curated record.